Molecule: messenger RNA, 1131 nt
Organism: Cordyceps militaris CM01
Lineage: Eukaryota; Fungi; Ascomycota; Sordariomycetes; Hypocreales; Cordycipitaceae
Product: vacuolar calcium ion transporter, putative
Exons: 2
Coding region: 1-1131 (376 amino acids)
Biological process (GO): intracellular calcium ion homeostasis; calcium ion transmembrane transport
Cellular component (GO): fungal-type vacuole membrane
Molecular function (GO): calcium:proton antiporter activity
Source: RefSeq, a predicted model, not a curated record
AUGCUGCCUUUGGGGUUGUUGCGCCAGGCGCGCAAAAUCAUCAGCCUGAACCUGCUGCUGGUAUGCGUGCCACUAGGCUUUAUCGCCUCGGCGUCUUCCUGGAGUCCCAUUGCCAUCUUUCUCUACAAUUUCCUCGCCAUCAUCCCACUAUCAGGGUUGAUAUCGGAUGCGUCAGACACCCUCAGCGAACGUUGGGGAGGCAUGCUCGGUGGACUGGUCGGACUGCUCGCCAUCACCCAGAACAAUGUGAGCGCCGCGCAAUCCGUCAUGAUGGGCAGCAUCCUCAACGACAUUCUGCUGGUGCAGGGAAUAUGCAUCAUCGUCGGCGCCCGCUCCAAAGGCGUCAUCGUUGUCAACUCUGCCCUUGUCGACUCGCUGUCCUCACUGAUGCUUGUGGCAUCCAUGGCCAUGGUCCUGCCCACCGCUCUGUACGCCGCCAUCCCCAACCCAGACAGCAAGGGCUCAGGCAUGAGGCAGCGCAUCGUCUCCUUUAGCCGCGCGACCAGCAUCGUACUGCUACUCAUCUAUGUAGCGUACCUAUAUUUUCAGCACAAGACGCACCGUUCACUAUUCGACGACCAGGAAGACGAUGACGACUCCGAUGCUACCCAGUCCAGCGAUCACCUCAUCCCCACUCCAUCGCCGUCCCAGGACGUGGCCGCGCGAGACUGCGAAAGCGGUGCGGACCUGGACAACAUCCCCUCCAUGCGCGAUGUCUCAGUGAUUAUCCUCACCCUGGUUCUUAGCUCUCUCGCCAUCGGUGGCUGCACAUAUAAUAUCAUGCAGAGACUAGGCGAUAUUGUGAAAGCAUUCCAUGUGAGCCAGACAUUCAUCGCCUUGGUCAUCAUUCCACUCGCGAGCAAUGCCUCCGAGAUGACACAGGUCCUGGCGGCGGCCAAGAAGCAAAAAAUCGACUUUGCCAUUGCCGUCAUUGUGGGCAGCAUUUUGCAGAUUGCCCUCUUUGUCUUGCCCGCCCUUGUCAUCAUUGGCUGGUUCAUUGGUAGCAAGAUGGAUCUGUACUUUGAAAUGUCCCAGACUUGUGUAUUGCUAUUUGCCGUUAUACUGGUAAACCAGGUUCUACAAGAUCGGCAAUACACGUACCUUCAUGGCAUGAUGUUUCUUUGCGUGUAA